Molecule: messenger RNA, 4333 nt
Organism: Oncorhynchus kisutch (coho salmon)
Lineage: Eukaryota; Metazoa; Chordata; Actinopteri; Salmoniformes; Salmonidae
Product: E3 ubiquitin-protein ligase AMFR
Exons: 14
Coding region: 241-2139 (632 amino acids)
Biological process (GO): ubiquitin-dependent protein catabolic process; endoplasmic reticulum unfolded protein response; protein K48-linked ubiquitination
Cellular component (GO): cytosol; ubiquitin ligase complex; endoplasmic reticulum
Molecular function (GO): ubiquitin protein ligase activity; ubiquitin binding
Source: RefSeq, a predicted model, not a curated record
GUUUCCUAGGUCCGACUAGUGUGUGAACGCAGCAAUAACCACGGAUCGGGGAAUUUUAACGUAGUCUACUGUCAACCUCAACAAGAGGAAAUUGGAUGUUGGACAUGAAGUUAGCUAGUUAAUAUCAAAUUGAUUAAAUUGUUGUUGACAGAGCUAAGGUGUGGUGAAAAACAGUGUCAAGCCUAUUAGGCCUAACUUCACAAGUCUUGUGUGUGAGACACCUCCAACAUUAACAUUCCAAUGCCUCUGCUGUUCCUGGAGAGGUUUCCCUGGCCCAGUCUGCAGACCUACACAGCGCUGAGUGUGGCUCUGCUGGCUGGAAGCAUCUUCAGCGCCUACACUACUGUGACAGAACAGGGGUUCGGGGUUCCAGACAUGGACGAGCCUCCACCACCUGCACCCUUAGGGGAUAAUAGAGGCGGCCUAGGCCUAGAACAUGUGACUAGCGAUGAUGUUGUGGGUGCAGAUACAGAAUUGGCGACCACUGUUAUGUGGUACCUUGUCACCGACAGUCUCUUUGUAUGGGUGUUGGUGAAUACAGCUUGCUGUUCUCUGAUGUUAAUUGCUAAGAUGAUCCAGUGCAUGGUUUUUGGGCCCCUUCGAGUCAGUGAGAAGCAGCACCUUAAGGACAAGUUCUGGAACUUCAUCUUCUAUAAGUUCAUCUUUAUCUUCGGGGUGCUGAACGUUCAGAUGGUGGAGGAGGUGGUCAUGUGGUGUCUGUGGUUCUCUGCCCUGGUCUUCCUCCACCUCAUGGUCCAGCUGUGCAAGGACCGCUUUGAAUAUCUGUCCUUCUCCCCCACUACUUCAAUGAACAGCCAUGUGCGUGUCCUUACCCUACUGGUGUCCCUGCUGCUGGGCUGCUGUGGUCUGGCUGUGGUCUGUGGUCUGCUGGGCGCUGCCCAUGGCAUGCACACCCUCUCCUUCAUGGCUGCCGAGUGCCUGCUGGUUACUGUGCGGACUGGACAUGUCAUCAUGAGGUACACCAUUCACCUGUGGGAUCUGAACCACCCAGGCACUUGGGAGAGUAAAGGUUCCUACGUUUACUACACUGACUUCAUCAUGGAGCUGUCUAUGCUGUUCCUGGACCUUAUGCACCACAUUCACAUGCUGCUCUUUGGUAAUAUCUGGCUGUCCAUGGCCAGUCUGGUGAUCUUCAUGCAGCUGAGGUAUCUGUUCCAUGAGGUGCAGCGCCGCAUCCGACGCCACAAGAACUACCUCCGUGUCAUCAACAACAUGGAGGCCAGGUUCGCAGUGGCCACAGCCGAGGAGCUGGUAGCCAACAGCGAUGACUGUGCCAUCUGCUGGGACACCAUGCAGACAGCACGUAAACUGCCCUGCGGACACCUCUUCCACAAUUCCUGCCUGCGGUCGUGGCUGGAGCAGGACACGUCGUGUCCAACAUGUAGGAUGUCCCUGAACAUCAGUGGUGAUGGAGGUCCGGCCAGAGGCCAGCAGCAGGGGGCUGGCCUCCCACUGGACAACAACCUGGGCCCUGGGGGCCCCGCUGCAGAUACCAGACCACACCUCAACCAACACAAUCACUUCUUCCACUUUGAUGGCUCCCGCAUCGCCAGCUGGCUGCCUAGUUUCUCAGUAGAGGUGAUGCACACAACUAACAUCCUGGCUAUCGCUCAGCAGGCCAACAACUCUCAGCUCAACACCAUGGCCCAUCAGAUCCAGGAGAUGUUUCCUCAGGUUCCCUACCACUUGGUGCUGCAGGACCUGCAGUUGACCCGCUCUGUGGAGGUCACCACCGACAACAUCCUGGAGGGACGAAUCGUGGUGCCCUUCCCUGCUCUGGCGGCUGAGCGUUCCCCCGUGCAGGUGAACCCAGGCCCAGAGGGGGCAGGAGCCAGUGGGGGGGUGGAUACUGCUCCCAGAGAGCUGAACAGCCUGGAGGUCAGAGGGAGCCGUUUCUCCAAGUCUGCAGAGGAGAGACAGAAGAUGCUGCUACAGAGGAAGGAUGAGCUGCUGCAACAGGCACGCAGGAGAUACUUGAGAAAGAGCCCAGAGGACGAGGAGGACCUGCCCACUCUGGAGGAAGACGCCCCUGUCUCAGACGUGACCAUGCUGAGACGCAGGACCAUGGCAGCAGCUGCAGAGAGACGCAUGCAGAGCCAACCAGACCCUGCUCCCUGAGACUAUACUGGACUGUAAACUCCCACAUGGACAGUCUCGCCUCGAACCCACACCUAAUGCCCUUGGAGUGUCCACCAAACUCCUCAUGUCCCACCCAAGAGGCACCUCCACCGAAAGAGCUCUCUACGUUAUAUGAUCAAUUGGGGCGGCAGGGUAGCCUAGUGGUUAGAGCGUUGGACUAGUAACCGGAAGGUUGCAAGUUCAAACCCCCGAGCUGACAAGGUACAAAUCUGUCGUUCUGCCCCUGAACAGGCAGUUAACCCACUGUUCCUAGGCCGUCAUUGAAAAUAAGAAUUUGUUCUUAACUGACUUGCCUAGUAAAAAAAUAAAUGGAAUGACCUAAAUAAAAACAUUACAUUACAAAGUGUUACAAGAAGCAUGGGCUUUGGCUGCACAUGGCACAGGGGCUCUGCUGUUUUAGGCUGCCCUAGUGAGAGAUGAGAACUGGGCCUUGGGAAUGGUACCAGCCUCCUCUGAACUUUCACCAGACACCAGAGGCGUAAUUGGACAUGGAUCACCAGCGUUUUAAAGGAGUGGUGGGUGUCUGAGUUUCUGAAGUGUACACCUGUCAUCACAUAGCUCUAGCCCCCCAGCUUCACUAGACUUACCUGUCAUUCUCUACUGGCCAUGAUGGGGAAGGAAAGAGCAUGGUGUCACAGUCCGAGGAUGCUGCUGAGGUUAGUUAGGGUUUGUUAAGGUGCUGUUGCUACAUACAGCUCAUAGUGUAAUGGAGUGUGACAUAGUUUGUAUUUGUUUUUAUUCAACAACAAAAAUAUGUGUUGUAAUGAGCUGAGAUUGCUAUUGAUAUCAUGGGUUGGGUUGAUAACAUACUGAUGUUAUUUUAUAAAAAUGGAGUGAAAACUGUGAAUUAAGAGUAGGUUUAAUAGAUUAAAACAUUGUGAAGCUUUAAAAAAAAAUAAUUAAGAGAAUGUCACUUAAUUAUCGCUCAUCGAAAUAUGAAUGUACUUUAUCCACAUAAUGCUGCAGAGAGAGAGUAGAAGAGUUUAAAUUCUGGCCGUUGUGGAGACCUGGUUGUUAAUAAUGUGUUAAAUGUCACAUAUCCACCCAAGAAAGAACACUAACUAAAUAGGAAGACGGAAUAGUUUUGUCUCCUGACAGAGAGUAAAACUCUCACCAGUACAGAGUUAUAGAAGAGUGGCUCCCUGACCUCUAGGUCAACCAGUGGUUUCUAUCUGCAGUCUGUAUACCUCUAAAACUUCCCAAAGCAUACCUACACUGUAUUAAACAUCCAUUGAUAGAGGUACAGAAGACUGUAUGGGCUCAGAGGAGUUGGGUUGAGGUUUGAAUACUGAUGAACCUAUCUGAUUCACUCACUCACACUCCAUUCCUACACUCCAUGUACUGGUAGGUUCAUUCUUGCAGACGAUAUUUAGGCCUAUGUGUUGGAUUCUUGCAGAUGAUAUGUAGGCCUAUGUGUUGGAUUCUUGCAGACGAUAUGUAGGCCUAUGUGUUGGAUUCUUGCAGAUGAUAUGUAGGCCUAUGUGUUGGAUUCUUGCAGACGAUAUGUAGGCCUAUGUGUUGGAUUCUUGCAGACGAUAUGUAGGCCUAUGUGUUGGAUUCUUGCAGACGAUAUGUUGCAGGCCUAUGUGUUGGAUUCUUGCAGACGAUAUGUAGGCCUAUGUGUUGGAUUCUUGCAGACGAUAUGUAGGCCUAUGUGUUGAUGUCUUUGAUAACUCAAGGCUUGUUAAAGUUGAGUGGUAGAUAUGCAUGAAUCACAAUGGAAUGCUUUAGUUUACGUUUACCCCAAAGAACAUUGAUCCCAUGAACUUCCACAUGAUGCAGAUGUCUUUCUUUGAGAUGUGCAUAUUUCUGUGUGUCUCUCUUUCAGCUUGUUUCAUCUGUGGGAUUGUAAGAAGUUUCUACUAACUGUGUUUCAGAGAUGCACCUCUUGUCAAAAACAAAAUACACUAGUCAGUUUUUCAUUGAUUCAAGCUAUUGAUCAACUCAUAUUUUCAUAUCCAUGUCAUUUUUAUAUUCACAAGGGGUUAUUUUUGUAACCAUUGUAUAUUUAAUCUUAAUCAAAAACAUGAAUUAAUCUUUUGGACUGAGCUUUCCUCAUAUUUUGUGCCUAAAUCAAGAAUAUAUGGUUUGAUUGUGUAAAUAAUGUAGUUUUUGUAAGAACUGCUCAAGUAACAUGAACAAAUGAUGAAUAAUAAACAGAGCUUCUCUACUA